Messenger RNA from Tricharina praecox, 1316 nucleotides. RefSeq lists its product as uncharacterized. The record is from RefSeq and is a predicted model, not a curated record. Lineage: Eukaryota; Fungi; Ascomycota; Pezizomycetes; Pezizales; Pyronemataceae. Bases 158 to 1276 code for a protein of 372 amino acids. The transcript has a single exon.
CCAGUACUUGACAAGUGACGCCUGAAUGAAACUCACGAUCCAAAAACUCGAUCCACACCGCAUCACUCUACCAAUCACAUGACCUGUCAAAUCGCGGGGCAGGUUAUCCAUUGCGGCUCUUCAAAUUUUCGAUAUUCCCACCUCACUCCACGCACCCAUGAACCGCCUCACCACAAUACCACGAGCACUCUCGCGGCCAUCCUCAGCAUCCGCCUUCUUCUCAACCACCCCACCCACUUCCGCCCGCGCUCCUCCCCGCCGCAAAAAUAAUGGCGGCCGGAACCGACGCCCGCGCAAACCAGCGCAACCGCUGCGCAUCCUGCAACGCACCGCACCGACCUACAACCCACCAGUGCCUGCCGUCUCACCGCUCUUAAACGCCGCCACAUUCCUGCCAUACUCGAAGAAGCACCCCAAAGCGGCGCCUACCGCAGGGCCGGGCCUGAGCCCGCGCGAAUGGGCGCUGCGGCAGAACCCGUACGCGGCGAUCCUGGCGACGCCGAUCCGCAACGACGCGGACUUCCACCGGCGGCUGCCCGCGGCACUGCUGAAGCGGUUCGUUGUCAAGAGCAAUCCUGCCACUGGCGAGCCGUGGAUGCUGCCCGACGGGCUCGAUGUGGGCGCCGCGCCUACGCAUACCGUCGCUGGAUACUGUCUCGCUACUCAGUCGGCUGUUAAGGCGCAGGCGCCCAAUAUGGGCCGUGGUGGCAAAGUGUGGGCCAAGAUGCUGAGUGAUACGCAAAGAAAGAGUGGUGUCGUCGGAAAGAUCACUUGGAGGAAGGAUAUGGACGCGUUCGUGUUGAUGAAGCUGCGCAGGAGGGUGCUGCAGGAGGCCCAGAGGGCUAUGUUGAGUACCGAUGUUGAUAGGGUGGUGGGGGGUGAGGAGGCGUGGUUGGCUGCCGGGGAGCCAAUGACUGUGCUGGAUUUCCGAGAGGGGAGGGGGUCGGUGGAGGGGGAGUUUGCGGAUCAGGAUACGCUCAGGAACAUGACCAGUGCUGGAUACAGAGCGAGAGAGCCACCACCGCAGAUGGAUCUGGGGGGAGUGAUGGCGCUAGUCGGCGGGAAGAGGUUACCUGUCCAUCCGAUGUGGGAGAUGCUUGAUGAGGAGGUUUGCGAUGAGCUCAGGAAGCAUUGGAGAGUGGAGAAGGGGUUUGAGGUUAUGGCGCUCAUGACGUCCUACCGGACGUUGGAUCUCCAGGUCGCCCUCAUGAAGUUGAGGUAUUACCUCGAGAUGUGGUUUAUUCCCGAGGGCCAUCAUGGGAAAAAGCAUUAUUGAGCUACACAUAUGUACAACAGACAUAAUAGUAGAUUUACUC